Molecule: messenger RNA, 1320 nt
Organism: Raphanus sativus (radish)
Lineage: Eukaryota; Viridiplantae; Streptophyta; Magnoliopsida; Brassicales; Brassicaceae
Exons: 1
Coding region: 81-1124 (347 amino acids)
Source: RefSeq, a predicted model, not a curated record
CCGCUCCUAGGGUUUGGUUUCUAUGUCUGCUCACUCCAUACCAAUCUUCUCUCGAUUUUUUUUGCACGGAGGAGAAGAAGAUGAAGGCUUCCAUGAAGUUCCGGGAAGAGAAGAAGCCUCUGUUCAGAGCCAAGAUUCCUCUGAGCAUCAUAGGCCUACCCUUUCAAUCCGGAAUCGUCGCCGGAGAAUCCAAGGAGCUGAGCCUCAACCUCUCGACCUUCUUCGAAUCAGGCCCUUCUCUCAAGAUCGCUUACCGUCCCAACGACUCCUACAACCCUUUCUCCCUCGUCGUCAAAACCGGAACCGGAUCCUUCGGCUCCCCGAUCUCCACCUCCAUGCUCAUGAGCGCCGAGUUCAACCUCCUCGGCCGGCGAAACCCUAGCUUCAUGAUCCACUUCAAACCCCAAUUCGGCGACUUCUCGAUCAAGAAAUCUCACUCUUCCUCCUCCUCUGGAUUCGGAUCCAAUCUCAACGGAUCCGUCUCGGAGGAGGAUUCGUCGAUCGAGGUCGUGGAUUCUCCGGCGGAGGGUUUCGAGAAGGUGACGCUUUUGCAGUCGGCUUCGGCGGGAGAUAUCGCGGGGUUGUUGUCUGGUGUUGAGGUCGCGGCGAGGACGUGUUUGCCUGUGAGGGGACGCGCCGUUGUGAACUUCAGGUGGGGGGUUAGGGUUCCGACGGAGAUGAGACGGGAGUUUGAUCCGACGGCUGCUGUGGUUUCUCUGAGGAGGUUUCCGUUUCUGGUGAUGGAUAAGAUUGGGAUCGAACACGUGGAAGGUAAAGAGGUUGAUAAUAAACCCGCGGGGGAUACUACUGGUGUUGAUUUGGGGAAGGUGCGUUUGUUUAUGGAGGAGCUUCGGUCGGAGAACAGAGAGUUGAAGAGAGCUGUCGAAGAUCUCAGGGGAGUGAUGAUGAUGUCGAACGUGUCGCCGGUAGUAGAUUACAGAUCUCACUCGUCAAAGCAACGCGAAGCCGAGAGGAGCAAUAGCAAUAGCAAGAACAACAGUGGUAGAGGGAGAGCUGAUCGGUGGAGCAGCGAGAGAACGGCGUCGGAUUGCGGAGGGAAGCAAAGCAAGGAAGAGGGUGACGUGGCGGAGGAGCUGAAGAAGGCCUUGAAAGGAGCUUCUUGAUGGUAUUUGGUUACACUCGCUAUGAUCUUGAGAGGUGAUAAAAAAGCUUUAUUCGAAUUGUUGUACUGCAUUCUGUCUUCUUAGUUUUAUCUAUGCCUUUUGUAUAUAUGCAUGCGUUAAGUUACUGCUGGAUUUUGGAAGAUUUUCAGAACUUGUUUUGGGAUAAUUCAAAGCAAUUGCAAGAGUUUUAGUAUGA